This is a messenger RNA of Chinchilla lanigera (long-tailed chinchilla), 1143 nucleotides long. It is a transcript of the gene Glipr1l1, whose product is annotated as GLI pathogenesis-related 1 like 1. Bases 222 to 974 code for a protein of 250 amino acids. NCBI's taxonomy places the organism in Eukaryota, Metazoa, Chordata, Mammalia, Rodentia, Chinchillidae. Gene Ontology annotation, cellular component: extracellular region. The record is from RefSeq and is a predicted model, not a curated record. The transcript has 6 exons.
GUGACACUGUACCACAGGGCGCCUCAAGGCGUCCCCCUGCAGUCCAGUGCUAUGUGGUCUCGGCCUCUAUCUACACUACCCGCGGAACCAGUAUGUUAGGUAUCCGCGCUGGGCUCGAGCCUGUGCGGGAGGAUGGAGCCCAGAGAGAGCGCGGUCCUCGGAGCUGCGGAGGUCUGCCUGCCCCAGCCGUUACCGGUUAAUGCAGUCCUUCGCGUCCUUCCAUGGCUCUGAGGAUCAAAUGGAGUUGCUUAUGGAUCUUUGGUCUGUGUUUAGUAGCCAGUAAAUCUCUCCAACUUCCAUCUAUCACAGACCCACGUUUUAUCCAACAGUGCGUUGAGUCCCACAAUGAAUUUCGAAGCAAUGUCAGUCCUCCUUCGGCCGAUAUGAAAUAUAUGAGUUGGGAUGACGGCUUAGCACAGGUGGCUGAAGCAUGGGCAAAAGAGUGCAAAUUUGAACAUAACAGUUGUUUAAAAAUACCAUAUCAAUGCUCCAAACGUUUUGAACAUGUUGGAGAAAAUAUUUGGUUAGGUGGAUUCAGAGACUUUAAUCCCAAAGAUGCUAUUCGUAAAUGGUAUAAAGAAUACCAACUUUUUGAUUUUGAUAAUCUAUCAUGUUCUGAUGUUUGUGGCCAUUAUACACAGAAUUCUACAAUUUCUUUUCCAACAAUUCUAUGGAUUUCACUGGUGCUUACUAUAGUUUGGGCCAAUUCACAUAAAGUUGGUUGUGCAGUUACAAUCUGCCCUAACUUCGGGGGAUCUACAUAUGCAAUAUUUGUAUGUAACUAUGGACCUGGAGGAAAUAUUAAAAAUGAGCUCCCUUACACAGAAGGAUCACCCUGUUCUAUGUGCUCAAAAGAAGAGAGAUGUGUAAACAAGCUCUGCCAACAUGAAAACAUGAAGCCCAUGGGGAGAGCACCUCAGCGGACAGUAUAUAAUCUACUCAGCAUAGGCUUUGUUCUUCUGAGAACUGUUUAAUUGUCAUUUAUAUGUGCAAAAAUCCUUAAAUUUUAUAAUAAAGGAAUACCUAAUGGUUAAAUGUAACUCAUCAGCAGUUUAAUUAUCUAUUAAGUCUUCCGUACUCUUGCUGUCAUCCAAAUUUAAUGUGUUUUUAAAUAAAAUAUAUUGUAAUUUGGAAAACAGAAAA